AUGCUCACGGGAGGAGGAGGAGGAUAUAAGAUGACGGAUGCUCGACGUCUGGCUUCUCGCUUCAUCGGCAGCAUGUUCAACCAGAAGGAAAUGGCCUAUCUCCUCCAGAGAGCCAAGGAAGGAGACGCGGAGUGCCUGAACCUGAUCCGGCAGAGCCUGAAAGCGACGCACGUGUCAGACGAGCAGGGAUUCGACUCCAUCACUCCCCACAUCUUCGUCAUCCUUGGCGCUUCCGGAGACUUGGCCAAGAAGAAGAUCUACCCCACGAUUUGGUGGCUGUUUCGAGAUGGACUCUUGCCCAAGAACACCCUCUUCGUCGGCUACGCCAGGAGCAAACUCACUCUCGAAGAAGUUCGGGGGAAGUGCGAAUCCCACAUGAUGGUGAAAGGAGCGGAGCAGGAGAAGCUGGAGGAGUUCUGGGGCGCGAACCGCUACUUCCACGGCUCGUACGACGUGAGGAGGGACUUCGAGUUCCUCAACCAGGAGUUGGAGAAGCUGGUGAAGGGGAACCGGGCGAAUCGGAUCUUCUACCUGGCCCUGCCGCCGUCCGUGUUCCAGCCCGUCACCACGAACAUCAAACACACCUGCAUGGCACCGAGGGGUUGGUCGCGGGUGAUCAUUGAGAAACCCUUUGGGAAAGAUGCGACGUCCUCUGCGGAAUUGUCUCACCACCUCGCAUCGCUCUUCAAGGAAGAGCAGAUCUAUCGAAUCGACCAUUAUCUGGGCAAGGAGAUGGUCCAGAACCUCAUGUCUCUCAGAUUUGGGAACCACAUCUUUGGGCUGUCGUGGAACCGGCAGAGCAUCGCCAGUAUCCUGAUCUCGAUGAAAGAGCCCUUCGGCACGGGAGGGCGUGGCGGAUACUUUGACGAGUUCGGCAUCAUCCGAGAUGUGAUGCAGAAUCACCUCCUCCAGAUCCUCUGCCUCGCGGCAAUGGAGAAGCCCUGCACCGCCUCUGCAGACGACAUCCGAGACGAGAAGGUGGUUUCACCCAAACUGCUCGAUGUGAAAGUUCUAAGGAGCAUGAAGCCUAUAGAUCUGUCAGAUGUGAUCCUGGGCCAAUACGUAGGAGACCCAGAAGGACAAGGCGAGGCCAAAGAAGGCUACCUCGACGACCCGACCGUUCCCAAAGACUCCCGAACCCCCACUUACGCCAUGGCCGUCUGUCGAAUCAACAACGAGCGCUGGGACGGUGUCCCCUUCAUCUUACGCUGUGGGAAAGCCUUGAACGAGCGGAAGGCAGAGGUGCGGAUUCAGUACCGUGACGUCCCUGGAGACAUAUUUAAAGGGGAGACGAAACGCAACGAGCUUGUGAUGCGAGUCCAGCCCGGUGAAGCAGUCUACAUGAAGCUCAUGACCAAGAAACCGGGUAUGACCUUUGACCUCGAAGAAACCGAAUUAGAUAUGACUUACAGCGCCAAGUAUCAGAAUUUGAAGCUCCCAGAUGCAUAUGAGCGGCUGAUCCUGGAUGUCUUCUGCGGAAGUCAGAUGCAUUUUGUGCGAACUGACGAAUUGGCCGAGGCUUGGCGCAUCUUCACGCCAUUGCUGCAUCAGAUUGAACAAUCUAACAUCAAGCCUAUCCCUUACAAGUUUGGAUCCCGAGGUCCAAUCGAAGCAGAUGAGCUGCUGGCCCGCAAUGACUUCAAGUACUCAGGCACCUACGUCUGGCGUAAGCCUACUUUCAUGUAGCAACGUGGUGUGGGUGCAUGUUCUCCAUCCCACUCACAGCCAUUCCCUUCGUCAUUCCCAUUCUUGUGAUCCCGUCUCUGUCAUCUACCAUUCCUUUGAUUCACAGAAAUAAUCUUCAGCAAUCUGAUCGAUCGAUAUUUUUGGAUGGAUAUUUCUGUUUGCAUUGUCUCCAUAUGGUACUGAAGAAUGUGCAUGUUUAGAUAUGAUCCAGUCAUAAUUUGUUGUAUUUUCGAAGAAACAGCUGGAUGGUUUUUCUGCAUAACGUUAAUCAAGUUAAUUGGUUAAUCAAGCAUCUAUUUGCACAGUGUUGAACAUGUUCGCAUGAAAUCGAGUUGAUACCUCAAAUUGUUUCAGCAGAUUAGAACUGGUAUUGCUUGUGUCGAUUCAUACUCGUGUUGGUCACGCUGAUUCAUUGAUGCCUCUGUGUGACUGUGGACUAAGGACUAAUCUUUUGGCAGGCCACCAAUGCAAUAUUGCCUUAUGAACAUCCAUCUCCCAUUUGUGUAUGUAUUGCUUGUUUCCCACCUUCCCCUUCAUAAAUAAGGGACCAAAGCAUUUCCAUCAUCUCUUUUCAGAUUUCAUUGUCAGAAAGUCUAUUUUUGAAUCUGAGGAGAGUUUUUUAAUUUUUUGUCUGAUUGAAGAAUAUGGUCAUUCCAGGCUUUAACAUUCUUAUGUGAAUUUGUGUUCUCCUGUUGUACAUUUUCACAUAUUAUCCUUGUUGCUCAUAUCCUAUUUUAUCCAGAUCUCUGUCAUGCACAAAUAACGAGCAUCUAGCUCGAUACAAAAUGUUUCUAUAUGCUAUCAUAUUUAAUUGCCUGGUAACUUCAUGUUGUGAUGUGUGGCUUCAGCGCUUGCCUUGACAGAGCCCUCACCAGGUGGAAUUGCUUUCAAGAAGAGAAAUUUGGCAAAAAACUUGCCAGAGAAUCUUACGAUUCCAGUCGCGCUUCCACCACAGUGACAAUCCAGUUUCACAGCUGGUUGUUUGAAAUGUGGCAGUUCUUGUCUAUGCUGAAGGCACACUUUCCACUUUGCAUCCUAUGAAACUUAUUUAUUAUCCUAUUUGCUAUCCUAUUUUCAUGUUCGUGCAUCUUGAUAGCUUUGAAUGCUUGAGGCCCCCCUCGGUAGAUGAUGCUCCCGUGGCGUGGAGAGGCUGAGGUUUGGCUCUGUUGCAGCAUCGUUGACGCAGGAUCACCAGUCGCUGCUUCGGGACUUCCUGGAUGGGCCUCACAAGUACUGGAAGGACCUGGGAGCCUGAAUUAUGGGGGAAGUCAUUGUCAGCUGUGAUCACUUCCUUUUUUCGGGUUUUCUGUUUUUUUUUUAGUUUUACUCUCUUCUAUGUGGUCUUGGGUCUCAGAAUAAAUGUAUAUCUGUCA
Darwinula stevensoni is the source of this 3059-nucleotide messenger RNA. NCBI's taxonomy places the organism in Eukaryota, Metazoa, Arthropoda, Ostracoda, Podocopida, Darwinulidae. The record is from the annotation of a GenBank genome assembly.